Messenger RNA from Cinara cedri, 8532 nucleotides. NCBI's taxonomy places the organism in Eukaryota, Metazoa, Arthropoda, Insecta, Hemiptera, Aphididae. The record is from the annotation of a GenBank genome assembly.
AUGGCGCUGUGCAGACUCGUGGGUAUCUCCAACGAAAUGUCGUUGAUCAACGUCAAGCGGGCCCUGACCACGGGUACGUAUCGUUAUUAUUUGUUAAUAACAGCGUUUAACCAAAGUAUAUUAUUGUUGGGUACGCGUUACAGUGGACUUUGUCGUUAUCCCGAGUCUCGGCACGAUCGUACAUUUACAUUGUGAUAAUCGUCGAAUCACUUCGUGUCCGCCGUUUUAGGUUUUCCAAAGAGACGGGUUCGGAACCACCGGAUUUCGGUUUUUUUUUUUUUUUUUCGUCCGAAAUACCGAUUUUUUACGUAUUGCGAGUUUUUCAAUUCCAUAGGUAGCAGAUAUAUUUUCACCUUAUAUUUAAACCACUGUUCCCAAUCUUGUACUUUUUACAAUUUUCUAAAAUGACCGUCGCCAAUACACAUUUAAAAAUUUCAAAGUUGACCUAUAUCGCGGAAGUCGGUCUUGGAUAAUUUUAAUGGUUUCAAUUUGUAUGCUUAUAGUGUACUUAGGUAUUUUGAUUGGUAGUACUAGACUACAGCAUAUACUGUAGUCUAGUACUACUAUUGCCUGUCAAAAAAUGUAUGAACGCAUAUUUGUUCAUUGAUUGUAUGAUGAUACAAAAAACCAAAUUUAUCAAAACUAUAUGAAACAAUCGCCGUUGAAUGGUUCCUUAAGUAUAUGGUUUUAAUUUUUCAUUAUACAUUUCGUAAUUGUAUUCUUAUUUUUUAUGAUUUUUAAUUUUACAGCCUUGAAUGGUUCUGAAUAGUCUCGUUUCGCUAUUAUGAUUAUUUAAUAUAGGGAAUUCGAUUGAAAUCGACNUAUUACGAUAUGAAACAAUCGCCGUUGAAUGGUUCCUUAAGUAUAUGGUUUUAAUUUUUCAUUAUAUAUUUCGUAAUUGUAUUCUUAUUUUUAUGAUUUUUAAUUUUGCAGCCUUGAAUGGUUCUGAAUAGUCUCGUUUCGCUAUUAUGAUUAUUUAAUAUAGGGAAUUCGAUUGAAAUCGACAUUAUCAGAGAUUUACUCAUUUUAGACAAAUAUUCAGAUAAAAAUUGGAUUUUUAGUGAGUAAAUUUAACGGGUCAUCUAAAAAUGAUUGUUCAGCAGUUCCACCUGUUAACUUCCUGGUUGUCUAUAAAACAUCCUUGAAACUAGUUUUAUAAUCAUUCUAUUUUAGAAGUAGAUUAUUUUUAAAAUGUUUUCAGUUCCUUAUUGGUUGAUUUCACUAUGGUAUUAACCUCCUAUAUAAAACCAUCUUAUACAUUUUAUAAUAAAAUAUAGGUAUAUGUUGUUCAGUUGUCUACCCCAUUGAAUUUUAAUUUAUAUAUUUCGAUAUUUAUUAGGUAAUCAAAUUAAUUAUCUAUAUGUUUUAUUUAUAACUUUAUUUAUCCUUAAGCUACCUGUUAUCUUAUUGAAAAUUGGAUUAUAAUUAGAACAAAUUUUUAUAUUUUUGGCUAGAUUCCAACAAUUUUGUAACACACAUUAACCCAUUUAAUUUUAAUUUCAAUUGGUGACAACUUGAAAACAACUUGAUGAAAUAACAUCUGCAAUUAUCCUACAUUAAUUUUUAUCAUUCUAAAAAAAAAAUGUUGAAUUACCGAAGUAGUUGUGUUGGUAAUAUUUUUAACAGAAUUUGUCAAAAAAAUAUGUAGAAAUUAGAUAAUGUUUACAAUUAAUUAAAAUGAAAAUAUUUUAAUCUACGAACAUAAUUAGGUGUCUAUUCUAUAUUUUUUUAUAUUAUUAUGAAUUAUUAUUAAUUUGAUUAAAAAUGUUAAAUGUUAGGUUUGGUUAUGGCUACAGAAAAUAAUAUAAUAUUAUAAUAAUGGGACAUAGUUUGUAUCUAUUAUUAUUAUUUGUAUUCAUUUGGUUGUGUCAGGUCAGUGCUGAUCCAUAGUAAUUUUAAACUAUUAUGAUAUAUUUAAAAUAAUAAUAUUUAGUCAUUGAUUAGUAAUAAUUAUCUUUAUAUACAGAGUGAUCAGAAUUUUAUGUUACACACAUUUUCUCUUAACAAAUAUAGGUAUAAAAUUAAAGGAUAAUGUGUAAUGAAAACUGUUCAUUAAAUAGUGUAAUCUAAAAUUAUACCUGAGCCUGAAAUGUUAAAACACCCUUUUAGGAGAUUUUUGGGGUAAACUUUUGAAACUCAAAUGACAAUCUAUAUUUGAAAUUCCAUAGAUAACUGAAUUAUUAGUUCAAAUAAAUUUUAGUGUUGACAUUUUUGAUUUCUAUCAACCCGUUAACAUAUAUAAUUCUUUUUCUUCUUCUUCGCCUUCAUCUCAACUAUUUGGGGUGGCCAACCUCGUUCUAAGCUUCCAUUUCACCCAAACUCCCACCUUGCAAUCACUGGUUAUCUUCAAUCGCAUCCCAACCAUCUCUUUUUCAGACUUCCUCUUUCUUCAUGACACACUCAAACUAUUUCAGUUUAUAAUUCCUUAUCUUUUUAUUAAGUCUCAUUAGAAUUCUCUUGUCAGAUAAAAUACCUGAUGUUUCUCUGCCUUUUAUUUAACCAUAUAAAAUCAAGUCAUUUUUACUAAAACCAUGUUUCACAUUCUAUUCAAAACCACCAUUAUUUUGUACAAAAGAUCCUGUGUACCUACUUAAAAUCCUCAAUCAAUUAUAUCUCUGUUUAUUAUCAUUAGCUAUCUUGUCCUAUUCUUAUAAACUCAUACUCUCUAUACUCUGUUUUACUUCCACUUAUCCAUAAUCCUUUUCUUUUAAGUGCUAUUCUAUAUACCUCAAGCCUAUUAUUAAUAUCUUCUAGAUUUUCUUCUAUCAAAGCUAUAUCAUCUGCAAACAUCAUUUACCAUGGUUCCCAUUCGUCUGCAUGUCUGCAAGAUGAAAGAAUACACUAUUUUUUUGUUUAGAGCUUCAUACUAUUUGACAGAAUUUUACACUGGGUGUUGACCUGAUGCAACUUCAUUUGUCCCCUCAUACAAUAAGUAGAGGUACCAUGAGAUUAUUCUGAUCUUCUCCCACAAGGGGAAGACAAUGUACACAAUCAAUAAAAUCAAUUUUAAAUUUCAGUAUUUUAUAUCAUUCAGAUUAAUCCCAAUAAUUCAAAUUGGACUUUUUAUAAUGUUUCAAAUACAGUAGAUUCUCAUUAUGUCAAAUCUCAAAGGGAACAGGAAAAACUUUGAGGUAUUGAGUUUCAUUAAAAUUUUAACCUUAAUACAUAUCAAUGAACUACAAUAUUGAAUAAAUUAAUUUGUUUUUAAAAAACUGUCAUUAAAGUUUGUUUUUCAAUUCAAACUAUUCCAUUUAAUGGUAAGUUUUUAUCUCUGCGAUAUUUAUAUUGACAAUAAUGUAUUUGGUGGAAUAUUUAAUUUAUUGACGAUUUUACAUUUUUUUUAUGGUCACCUUUUUCAACUAACUGUGUUUAACAAACUUUGUACGAAAUUGAAGAAACAUUUAAUUUAUACUUAUUCUCCAUUUCACUAUAUUGAACGAUUACAAACAUUGACUAUACCACUAUGUGCAGUCAAAAUAACUAUAUUGAAUGUACUGCACAAUUUUCUGUUUUUACCGUAAUUUGUGUACUCGAGAUAACAAAAAACAAUUCAUUUUACAUAGAGUUAUCCAGAAAAAACCUCUGUUAAAUGUAAUGGUAGUUUUAAGAAGAUAAUGAAAAAUUUGACAUAGCUAUGUUCAACAUGAAGAGAAUCUACUAUAUAUAGUUUAUAAUAAACAUUUUUUAGUAACCAGUACAAAAUCCAAAUAAAUUAUCAAUAAAUAUUAUUUUUUAAGUGUGAACAAUUUUAUUUACAGGUCAAAGGUUAUUGAGUCAAGAUCUUAAACACACUUCAUCAAAAGUUGUGGAUAACAUAUUAGUUAUUACUUUGAAUACCCCAAAUUCAAAAGUAAGUUUAAAUAUUUCCCUCAUUGGUAUCAAUUAUUAAAAAUAAUGCAUAUUAGGUAAAUUCAUUGUCUCAUGAUGUAAUGAAUGAAUUGCAAGUUAAUUUGAACAAAGCAAGUCAAGAUCCAUCAAUUAAAGGAAGUGUUAUUAUAUCUGGUAAACCCAAUUGUUUCAUAGCUGGUGCUGACAUAUCUAUGUUACAAGCAUGUCGAACAGCUGAAGAAGUUCAUCAAAUAUCUCAGGAUGGUCAAAAAAUGCUUAAUCAAGUUGAGCAAUCAUCAAAACCAGUUGUAGCAGCUAUUAUGGGAGCUUGUUUAGGAGGUGGCCUUGAAGUAAUUAAAUUUAAUAUACUAUUAAUUGAUAAGGAAAAUUGCUUUUAUAAAAUUAAACCAAUUAAUACACCAUCUUAAUAAUAUUAAUUAUGUACCUAUCUUAUUUAAUUUCUUGUCUAGGUUGCAAUGUCUUGCCAUUACCGAAUUGCUGUUAAAAGUAAAAGUACAGCUAUUGGAUUACCUGAAGUUAUGUUAGGAUUAUUACCUGGUGGUGGUGGUACUCAACGUCUACCGAAAUUGGUAGCUAUACCUACUGUAUUAGACAUGGCUUUAACUGGAAAAUCAUAUAGAGCUGAUAAAGCUUUAAAAGUUGGUUUGAUUGAUCAACUUGUAACUCCUCUUGGGCCUGGUUUAAAUACACCAACUGAAAGGUUUGUUUCUUAAAGACCAUUUAUUAUUUUUAAUAUUUUAGUUAUUGAUUUAAUUAUCAUUUUAAUAUAGGACACUGGAGUAUUUAGAAGAAGUCGCUAUUGAUGCAGCCAAAAAAUUAGCUGCAGGACAAAAGUUAACAAAAAGAAAUAAAAACAAGACUUUAGUGGAUAGUGCAAUUGACUUAGCUUUGAAACAAGAAUGGCUUCGAGAAAAAUUUUUUGAGAGUGCCAAAGGCAAAGUUUUAAAAAUGACUGGAGGACUAUAUCCUGCUCCUUUAAAAGUAUACACCUUAAAAAAUCAAUUAUUUUUUUAUGUUAUUGGCAUAGUAAUAACUCAUGGAAGCUAUUUUCAAUAAUACAAUUGUUUUAGAUAAUUGAUGUUAUUAAAACUGGAAUUGCUGAAGGUAAUACUAAAGGAUAUGCUGCAGAGAGCAACGGUUUUGCUGAAUUAGCUAUGACACCACAAAGCAAAGGUUUAAUUGGACUAUUUCAAGGUCAAACUGAAUGCAAAAAAAAUAAAUUUGGUGAACCUAAAAUUGCAUUAAAGUGAGUAAAAUAAUUAUGAAAUUAACAAUUUUUAAAGCUUAGAAAAGCUUAGUAAAAAAAUCAACUUUUAAAUAUUCAACAUCAAUAUGGUUUCACAUUUAAAACUAUUUUGUAUAGUCCGAACAAAAGUUAUAACAAUAAAAAAUAAUUUUAUAAUUCCAUGUUUUAAAUGUGUAUUGUUUGUAAUUGUAAUUUUGUAUUGUUGAACAUAUCAGUUUAUUUAUUUUUUAGGACUGUUGGUGUUCUUGGUGCUGGUCUAAUGGGUGCUGGAAUUGCUCAUGUAACUGUUGAUAAAGGUUUACAAGUAGUACUUAAAGAUACCAAUAAAGAGGGCCUAGCUAGAGGAAUUGCACAGAUUGAAAAAGGUUUAACAGGUGCAGUUAAACGCAAGAAAAUGACAGGGUAAAUGGUUUAUUAAGUUUUCAUCUAUGGUUAAUACCACUAUUAUACAAUAGUAUAACUUUAAUGUUCUAAUGCAUAUUUGUUUAUUAUAUUUAUAGAAUAGAAAAAGAUAGAUAUGUUUCUGACUUGACUAGUACUUUAUCAUAUGAAUCUUUUUCAACUGCUGAUAUUGUCAUUGAAGCUGUAUUUGAAAAUAUUAAUAUAAAACAUCAAGUAAUUAAAGAACUCGAACAAGUUGUACCCAAACAUUGUAUUAUUGCUACUAACACAAGUGCCAUACCAAUUGGAAAAAUAUCAGAGGGUAGUAGUCGUCCUGAAAAUGUAAGUUAUCAUGUAUUUAUGUAAACCAUAAAAAAUAAUUACUAUAUUAUAUAUAUUUAAACUCAAUACAUUCUUUACUUCAAAUGUUCAAUUCUAAAUAAAUGUCAUACUUGUUAUAUUAAAUUUAUAUACUCAGUUUAUUCUAUCUGUAAACAACUUUUUUAUUAGAAAUCUUUUUCCAAUAAAAAAAUGACAAGAGUCCUCUUUUAUAGAUGAAAUAAGAAGGUCAUUUUUUGAUUUUCCAAGUAAUUUUCAUAUUGUAAAAAAAAAUAUAAACCUGGAAUAACUUUUUGGCAAUUAGUUUCAAUUAGAUCUGCUUUUUGAAUAUUAUUUUUCUACCAGAAAUCUUCCUUCAAAUUUCAAGAAUAGCACCUUAUGAAUAAGUAAGGAUUCUGUUUAAAUUGUAUGGUAUUUAACCUAAGUUAUACUCUAUAGUUCAUUGGUAAGAUUGUUUCUGGAAUUUGAGUUUGUGGUGUAUUGAAUUAGUUCCUUUAGCUAACCGAUCCAAAUAUUUUGAUGUAGCUGUUGUAUAAACCAUUAAAUGAUAAUAUAAACUACCUUCAUUUCUAUCUCAAAUUGGGUUCCAUGUUAUUGUAUUUAACUAAUAAUUUGUGUUUUCAUGUCCAUUCAAUUUCUGAAAAUCAUGUAAAUAUAGUCCAAUAAAUCACUUGUAAAAGUUGUGUAUAAAUUUAAAAUUGAAUAUGUUUUAUAUUACAAUUUAAUACCUAACUGAUUGAAAAUACUGAUAAUAUUAAUAAUAAUAUUAUACUAAUAUUGUCAUUACACUCAUUCUCUGAUUAAAACUUUUUUUUUCACAUAAAUUAUAAAUUUUCAUUAUAAUUAAAACUUAUUAGAUACAAUUAAUUUAGGAACUGGCAUAAUAUAAGGUUAAUAAUAAUUAUACACAUUUAAUAUUUUAUAGUGAACUUGCCAACCCAUAUAACUCCUAUAAUAUAUAGAAGAUAUAAAUGUCAAAAUUAUUUUAUACAAUAAAGUUAAUAAUUACAAAUUAAUAUUUAUUUUUUGUUUUAGAAAUUAAAUAUUUUAUUAUUGUAAUAGGUAUAUAAUAUUAAAAAUCUAUGUCUUUAGGUUAUUGGAAUGCAUUACUUCUCUCCUGUUGACAAAAUGCAACUUUUGGAAAUCAUAACAACUGACAAGACUUCCAAAGAAACAGCUGCUGCUGCUGUAUCUUUAGGUUUAAAACAAGGAAAAAUUGUUAUUGUAGUAAAGGAUGGCCCAGGAUUCUAUACAACACGUAUCUUAAGUACUAUGUUAUCUGAAGCAAUGCGAUUAUUGCAGGUAUACAUUUCUAGCAUAAACAAAAAUUAUAAUAUUUUAAUUGUAUCAUGUAUUAUUAAUGCAACUAUGAAUUUAUGACUAAAAUAAAAUUUUUAGUUAGUUCUUGUAAAUUCAUACUGAGUGCAAUAGAAAGAAUGAGAGCUAGCCAAAUUAAUAUAUUAAUACAUUUUUUUUUUCUCAUUUUAGAGCAGACUAGAAAAUAUAAUUUUAGGCUCACUGCAAUAAAGCUAUUUAAAGCAAACUAAACAAAUGUCUUUAUUAUUUUAAUAAAAAUAGAAUCCAUGCAUUUCUGUAAAAAUGUACAUAAUGAUAAAUGAGUACCCCUCUCCUCCCCCAAUUGAUAUCUAUUUCUGAAUGAAUAAAUUUAGAUAAAUACAUUUUUUAACUAUAUGUAAAUCAAUAGUUAAAUUUAUUUUAAUUUUAGGAAGGUGUAAAUCCAAAACAAUUGGAUAAAAUUACCAAGAGCUUUGGAUUCCCAGUUGGUGCUGCAACAUUAUCUGAUGAAGUUGGCAUCGAUGUUGGUUUCCAUAUUGCCACUGAUUUAGCAAAAGUCUUUGGUGAAAGAUUUAGUGGUGGCGAUCUUAAUGUUUUGAAAAGCAUGGUAGACAGUGGCUUUUUGGGUAAGUUUAGUUUGGGUUUGGACUUAUUUAUUGAAGUAUUCAUUAUAAAGAUGGUACUUUUAUAAUAAUCCAACUUUCACUUAUUCACUUAUUUUUAGGACGAAAAUCUGGAAAAGGUUACUUUGAGUAUAAGGCUGGCACCAAGAGCAGGCCUGAAAAUACCGAAGCUAUUAGUUUGUUAGAAAAAUUCAAACUGGUGCCAAAAGGUGAACAAUCUGUUGAAAAUCAACAACUACGCAUGGUGUCCAGAUUUGUAAAUGAAGCUGUGUUAUGUUUGGAAGAAUCUAUUCUCAACAAUCCGGUAUGCAUACUACUAAUAUACAUAAUAUUAUAUAGUACAUAACAAAAUAUAUACUCAGUAUACUUCAGGACAACUGUGAAAUGUCUUCAUAAACCAGGAAACCAAAAUAUUUGUUCUGUACUAGCUGCAAUGACAUUGCAAAAUUUCCUAAUUUACCAACUACUGAUAAAAAACAGAUGUUAUAUAUGUACAUAUAUUUUUAGCUAAACAUUUACAGUGUGGUUUUUAAAUAAUAUAUUUUCUGUAACUGUUAUAAUGUGAUAUUGAUUAAACGAUUAUUCUUGUUGUAGGUUGAAGGUGAUAUUGGUGCUGUAUUUGGUCUUGGAUUCCCUCCAUUUUCUGGUGGUCCAUUCAGAUGGGUUGAUUGGUAUGGUGCUGAUAAACUUGUUUCAAAAAUGCAAACAUUCCAAAAUGAUUAUGGUUUACCAUUUCAACCAUGUCAAUUGUUGUUAGAUCACGCUAAGGAUAAAUCAAAGAAAUUCUAUCCAUCUUAA